Diorhabda sublineata is the source of this 14156-nucleotide messenger RNA. Its product is annotated as lysine-specific demethylase RSBN1L. The coding region runs from base 681 to 3794 and encodes 1037 amino acids. Gene Ontology annotation, cellular component: nucleus. Lineage: Eukaryota; Metazoa; Arthropoda; Insecta; Coleoptera; Chrysomelidae. The record is from RefSeq and is a predicted model, not a curated record. The transcript has 8 exons.
GUAGAAUCUAAAUAACGUUCUCAAAUUCAUCUGACAAUGAUUUAUCAUGGUGGUAAACCUGAAUAAAAGGCGGCAAAUACGUAUUUAUAAAAACGUACGUGACUUGAAGCAUGUUUCUUCCCAACAUUAAAAUUCAAAAGAUUUUGGUGUUAUGACUAAUUGAUAUCGUUUUUUCUUCAUUUUCAAUACAUGACUGCAUUAUAUCUACAAUGGUUAACGAGCAAUAAUUUUAUAUUUUGAAAUAGAUUAAUUAGAAUAGUGAAUCGUGUGCAGUGCCGUGUAAAAGCGUAAUAAGGAAGUCAAACCAGAAUAGAAGAUAUUCUAAAAAAAAUACGGCGUUAAAAGUAAAUAUUUAGUUUGAUUAAUAUAAAAAUAUACUUUAGAAAUAUAAGCUUUAACAUAAUUGUGAAGUAAAUACUGAAAUAAGAUCAUUCUUGUACGCCAAUGGUCGUUAAGCAGCCAUUGAUAUGACGAGAUUUGUCCGGUUAUAAGCAUGGCGGUAAGCGUGGAUAAUAACUAGUUUUGUGCGUUUUUUUCCGUCGUCCUCUCAUAAAAAAAUUGAAAGGAAUUUUUGAAAUAUGUAAAAAGUUAGCCAAAAUUGUUUUGAAAUAAUGUGAACUGUUUAGUGAAUCUAUUAAAACGUCAAAGAAAACAAGGGACGUCUUUUGAUAGUGCAAACUAUGGCGUCGAAUGAGGAUGGAGGUAAUGAUGACGAAAAUAAAGUUUAUUAUGGAAAGGAAUCUUCGUAUGAACCAUUACCUAAUUGCUCUACGUGCCCCAUGUGUUUAUUACCUUAUAAUAAGUGCUUAUGUAGUGUGACCCCUAGUAACUUCGAAGAUGACACUUUAAAUAGCAUUAACGCUACAACCGAAGAUUUUGGUUCUAUGAAAAAUGGACACGCACAAGAUGCAUUCAUAGAAAAUUUGGAUAGUUUGAGAAGAGGUUAUAACUCCAAUAAUCAGUUUUUAGUGAAUCUUCAGAAAACACCUGUAGGGUUUGAUCCGAAGAAUUUUAUAAACAGUGUUGAUAAAUAUAUCAACGAUGCACAAACAGAUCCAGUAAAAAGUGAGGCUAAGCCAAAUUGUAACGGUGAUAAAGUAUAUUUUUCAAAUUCAAUUGAAUUGAAAUCUGAUGUAUGCGUUGAUAGAAUUGAUAACAAUACAGUUGAUAAUGAUAUUAACAAUAAAGAAAACUUUAGCAAUGACAGGUGUACUAUAAAAGAAGAUCCCCAUCUGCAAGUUCACACAAACAGUAUGUCGCCCGUAAAAUCAAAGAGCAAAAAAAAUCAUUUAACUAAAACUGGCUGUGAUUUACCAAUUGGCGCUGUGAAGAGUCCAAUUAAUUGUCAUAAUGAUCCUGAAGUAAAGCAAGAGUCUACAGAUAGCACACUUCAAGCUACUACUAGUGAUAAUUUAUCUGAAUCAGAAAAAUCCAGUGUACAAGUAAAUUCAAAACCAAAGAAGCUUUGUUCCCAGUUGGUUGAUAAAUUAAACUAUGAUUUGCUUAAAGGAAAGAAAGGUAUUGCUCUUCUUACAGCUAUUGAGGACCAAUCAAAUUCUAAAAUUAAGGUAAUGGAUAGACACACGUCUAGUUCAACUGACUCCAGUAGCUGCUCUCUUAGAAAGUCAAGAACUAGAUCUGUAGAUGUCACAGUGAAACCAAAAAAGGGUCGCAAGAGGGCCCAUUCCACAGAUACCAAUGAUGUAGAGGCAAAAGUACCUAAAAUUGAUUUUAAAUGUUAUAAAACUGAUAAAAAAAGUGAGAUAUUAACACCAUCAAAAAAUGGAAAGCAUAAAGACUAUAAAUAUAGUAGACAUGAUUCAAAAAGUAAAAGUUCCUCCAAAAAAUCCUCGCAUAGUAGUAGCUCAAGAGAGAGACAUUCAAGUCAUAGAAGUGACAUUAGACCAAGACUUCUUACUAAUGGCAAUUAUAGUUACCCCCCUGAAGAUAAAUCUUUGAAAUUUAGAAAAUAUUACCACAUAGAAACCCAUACCAAUGGAGGUGCAAAAAUUCUCAGAAUGUACCAUGAUGAGAUAAAACACCUCAGUCCAAGUGACUCAAAAGAACUAGCAAAGGAAUUCUUCAAGUUAGCCUUCCAUGAAGAUAAAGACGGUUGGGCAACUUUUGUGAUAGCAGUAGUUCACGGUUCUGCUUCUUACCUUCCAGACAUUCUUACAUAUAUGGCAGAGAACUAUCCAACAUUAACUGUUAAAAACGGGUUACUUAGCAAAAGCUCGGAUAUUGAAACAACAACAUUGUCAAAUUAUCACGAAAACGUAUGUAAACAUUAUGAAGCAGGGACGGUUCGAUAUGGACCACUACACCAAAUUAGUAUUGUGGGAACUGCCCAUGAAGAAGUCGGCGGCUAUUUUCCUGAUUUGUUGGGAAUGUUAGAAGAGAAUAAUUUCCUCAAUCUGACAAUGCCUUGGGGAGCUUUAUCAAUUUGUGAUCAAAUGAAACCAACUGAAAGUAAUGAUGGACCUAUCAUUUGGUGUAGACCCGGUGAGCAACUUGUACCAACAGCCGAUUCUAAAACACCAAACAAAAGAAAAAGAACUGGUAUAAAUGAAUUAAGAAAUUUACAAUAUCUGCCGAGAAUGUCCGAAGCAAGGGAACAUUUGUUCGAGGAUAGGACAAAAGCUCAUGCUGACCAUGUGGGAGCUGGACUAGAUAGGAAAACUACAGCUGCUGUUGGAAUAUUGAAAGCUAUCCAUGGAGGGAAAAAUGAAGGUCCAAAUAACAGGGUAACAAAGGAUGUUGUAGCCUUUUCUGCUAAAUAUUUUGAUAUAUUAUCUGAAAAGUUACAACUUGAUCUUCACGAACCACCUAUUUCACAGUGUGUCACUUGGAUUGAAGAUGCAAAACUGAACCAGUUAAGAAGGGAUGGUAUAGAAUAUGCGAGGAUAAAUUUGUAUGAUAAUGAUAUAUAUUUUUUACCAAGGAACAUAAUCCAUCAGUUUAGAACAGUUACAGCUGUUACUAGCAUUGCUUGGCAUGUUCGUUUGAAACAAUAUUAUCCCAUAGAAGAGCCAGAAGUAACAGAAAAUGCCCCACCUCUUCUCUCCAAACCAGUUGAUCACAUAAAACCUGAAAAAACCCCAUUAAAAUCUUCGAAUCACCGAGAUGAGGACAAACCACCUCUAAAAAUGAAGUUGAAAUUAGAUUUAAAUAAAUACGCUGGUCCAGAAAAAGUUCGAAUCCAAGAAGAAAAAAAUAAAGAAAAGAAAUAUAAACACAAGGAUCACAAUAGAGAAAAGUCCAAGCACAAACAUAAAGACAAACACAAAGAUAAAUACAAGGAUAAAGAUAAAUAUAAGCAUCACAAUAAAGACAGAAAACAUCACAAUUCUCACAAAGAGAAAGAUUACAAACAUAGUGACAGAGAUAAAAAGCACAGUUCCCGCAAUACUAGUAAAGAGAAAAAUCAGGAUUCUAGUCAAAAAAAUCAUAUAUCAUCGAGUGAUACCAGCACUUACAAGUCUAAUUCCAGUGAGAGCCUAAAACUUACUCCAAGUGAUACCAGCACUUACAAAACUUCUUCCAGUGAUAGUUUAAAACUCACUUCAAGUGAUACCAGUAUUCUGUCGACAGAUUCUGUUACCACGCAAUCCCACGUCGAAGAAUCUACAAAAAGUGUAGCAGACUCCGCGAGUGUAUCUCCUACCAAAGUACUUGAUUCGCCUGUAAAAAAACACAAAGAAAAAUCUUUUAAAAUAAAGAUUCAGAAGCCGCAAUCCACCGACGUUUUAGGUGAUAUUUUAAAAGAUAUGAACAAGUGCGAUCCACAUAUUUAAUAUUAAGCUACAGGUCGGAGAAAAAGUGACUUUAGAAGUUUCUUCUGGAUGACACUUUUUGUUCGAACUGUAGAGGAUUUCAAUCGUGGUUCUGUCCACACAUUGGCAAUUGGGUAGUAAUUAUAUUUCUAUACUUCCUUUACAGCAGGGAGUGAAUAUAAAUAAACCACUAAUGGUUUCACUUAUCACAAAUUAUUUGAAAGAUUAACUAAAUAUGUCAAUUGUCACCAAAUGUCAAUUGUCAAAUCACUUAAUUCCGUCCCACUUAAUCAUUAGUUUUUAUAACCUACAAUUUGAUUGAAUUACUAAUUUGAAGUGGAAUACUGGGUGUUCCAAUAACUGUUUCCUAUUUCGGUGGCUCAAUUUAAUCUGUCAAUUUUAUAUUUUUACAAUCAGUAUAGCCAUUGAAAAUUUAAUUUGGAAAUAACCUGAAAUUUAUAAAAUCUCCUUAUUUUUUCUGUUAGAAUCGAAAGUUUCAUAAUGUACAAUAUUCUAGUACACUUUUUCUAAUUAAUCUAUAGAUUAUCAGAAGAAAUGUGACAGGUGACAGCUAUUAGUUUCGAUACACUGUUGUAGAGGGAGGUGUGAAAAUUUUAAUGGGGAUCAUUUUGUAUAUAUGGGAUCUUUUUCAUAAACGGUGUGGUAUGGACAUUUUCAAAUGGCGGCGAAUUUUAGAGAGUUUAUAGAAUUUGUAAAUAUGAUUUUAUUGAAAAUUUUUCUAAAAGGUAUAUUGAAACAUAUUUAUUUGUAUUUAAGUUAUAAAAUUAUUAUAUUUAAGCUAAAAUUUUAUUCAUAGUGUUCUAAGUGUGACAUAUUUUAAUACAGGAUUGCUUACUUAGAUUUAUGUCACUGUUCUAAAGUCUAAUUUUUAUAAAAUGUGAGUAUUUCAACAUUUGUACUCAAAUAUAUUUGCUAAGACGCUAAACUAAUAUUAAUAACUAUAAUUUAAGCGAAAAGUUUCAUUACAUAAAUAAAACAGUAAAUUUUGUAUUAUCUUUUGUUUGAUUGACAAAAAAGAUUCAUGAUUAUACAAAAUUAACAUUAGUUUAAAUAAUUACUGGCUAAACCCAGAAAGUUACUCCACAUGUGUCCGAUUCCCAGGAACAAGUUGAGAAGAAAUACCUUCUUGGUAAAACAUUUUGAGAGCUAGUCAAGAAAUCCUCAUUAACAAAAUACAAACUAUAGUCUGGGUAUCAAUCAACCAAGAUGAAUGAGUUAAACAUCAAUUGAUACAGUCCCAGUGUGACCAGGAGUUUAUAAAGGAAAUACUGUGAAAUCUUGUACUGAAGAUUUCUAUUAUCCAUUUAUUGUGAAAUAAUUAUUGAGUUGCUGGCUAUUGAGAUAUCUUAAAAAGAUUGCCCUCGCCUUGUGAUUGGAUAAUGAAGGUUUCAAUAAUAUACUAACAAAUACCUUUUUUUUUUAAAGCAAAUUUAAUCACAUCAAUAUUUUUUCGAAUUCAAUUUUAUAAAUCUAGUUUUUCAUUUGCCUUAUUCAUUUUAUCAAAAUAGAGCUUUAUAGAGCUCUAUAUAAAAUUGAUAAACCGAACGAUGUGGUAUUAGAAGUUUUUAAAUUGAUUAUUGAAAUAUUCAAAAUUUGAAAAAAAUACUUAUAGUCUCUUCCAGGAGCUAAUAGUCUUUCAUAUUGGUCGAUUUCAUCGCAUUUUCAUAUAUGAGACUGUUUAACGUAUAUGCUUGAAUUUGUGGAAGAAAUAGCAUAUUUACAAUUCCAAAGACAGUUUAUCAUGUCCUAUGGGAGUCCCAAACAAGUUUUAUAAAAAAAUAUAUGGAUAGUGUACUUAUAAAAUGAAUCUAUAAUAAUAUCAACUUUAACAAGGUUCAAACAUUCCUCGGGGUUUAAUUAGAAUAUAGUAUAUUUUUGAAAUUGAAAGAAAUAAAAAACCCAUUUCAAGAAUAUAAUUGAAAAUACACAAUUCUCUUUUAUAUUCCAUGCCACUGUACUAAAUAUUUUGCUUAUUGGACUAUAUUUAUGUAUUGGUUGCUGUGAUUGAUAUUAUGAUUGAUUGAUUUGAGUUAAUUAUAUGAGUAAUACUGAACGAAUCUAAUAACUUUAUUCAGGUAGUACAAGCCUCUAGAACUAUUUUUACUUCUCCUGGCUCUUCCUAAAACUAUUUCAAGUUCUUGUUUUUGAAGCAAUUGCUGAUUAUUUACUUCAAACCGUCUUUUCGUUCUUUAUUUAGAUUUUAUUGAGUUUCAUAAAUAUCUAUCAGCUCUUCUUCUAUCGCUUUGAAUUAGCGAUUUUUGAAGUUCUCUGGAGGUCCAACUAACUAAUAAAAAAUGUAAGAAAACAUUGUAUUGAAAUUCUUAGAAUCCUUGAAAAAUCGAGCUAUUAGGCUAUUAUAACAUGGAUAUAAAUUUUUUUGUUACCUGAUUAUACAUGCACAAACUUCUAAAAUAACCAACUAUAUCUUCUCUACUUCUCAUUGGGGAUUCCCGUAAAAUCAGAUACAUCAUCAUCAGAGACUUGACUAUCGAAUUUUGUCAACAUUUGGAUCUUUUGACGUAUAUUUCUGGGUUGAAAGCAAAUAAUGAACUGAGAGGGUAACAACAAUAGUUUUAAUUUCUAAUUUCAAAUGAAAAGUUUUGUUUAAUUUGUUUCAAUUUAUUUUAAUUGUCGUUCAUAUUAAUUAUUCUAUUUUUCAGUAACUAUUAUGAUAAGAAAAUAAGUUAUAGUACAAAAUUUGGAUGUUGAAAAAUAUCAUUUUAUAAAAAUUUGGUUUUAAGGAACACCAAAGACUUUCCCGUAAAUAAUGUGUAAUUCUAAUUUUACUUUAGUACUGAGUUCUGUUUCAUUUACAAAAAUUGAUAGCUAAUAUCAAAUUAAUAACAGAAGCAAUAAUAACAACUUUCUUACUAACUCGAACGAAAGCCAUUGAAGGAAAAACGUGAAAUAUCAAAAUAGAAAGUAUCAUUGAUCCUAAAAAUGGAAAUAUCAAUAAUUUAUUAAGGAAGUUGAACUAAGGCACGAAGUAUUAGAAGAGAGUAAGUCAAACAAGUGGUUUAUGUGUAACUAGAAAAGAUUUAUUCGCAAAAUGUACUUGCCAUACAACAAAUAAAGUGCCUUUUAAAACUGUAAAACUAACUUAUUGUUAGUAUUCAUUAUUUUAAAGUCCUCUCAACUCUAACAUAAUAUUGGAAUUACACUUUAUACAAGAUCCGAUACUUAAUUUAUCAGUUAGAAGUUGAUAUCUUCACAUAUUAGAUAGUACAUUUUAUAGUAAUGCAGUUUUGGCAUAGAUUCAACCUGAAUCUGAAAUCUGUACUUCCAGUCUUUAACAUUUUACCUUGCAACUUUGCUAAAUUAAACAUAUACAAGGCUUUGUGUGUAUUUUCAAUAUUUUUUUAGUCUUAAAAGUGAGAUUCCUAGAAUUGUGAUGUAAAUAUGUACAUUUGGAGUAUUGUACAGUUUUUUAUAUAGUGAAAAACCUCUAUGCAAUGUUGUAUAUAAAACUAAGUAAUCUAUUUAACAAUGUUAGAAUGUUUUAAGGAUAUUUUUUCAUAUCACAGCCAAAUUUAAUAGUUGUUUCCAUUUUUUUGAAUAAAACUUACAUUUUUGCUAGAUGUCUCCCAAAUAAUUGUAAUUUUUAUAUGUUUUAAUUGUCAGAAGAAUAGUAUCUUUUUUGAAACUAUUGAAUCCGAGGCUGUCACGAGCAUAACAAAAUAUUGUCAACGGGUCUAAUACCACAUUUUUCCUAUGAUCAUAAUGCUUUUAACAUAAACUAAUAAAUCUAAAUAAUAAAUUACAACACCUCAAACUAAUGAAAUUCUAUUAACUUUUUAACUUUAUAACAUAUUUAAAAAAUCAUUUUUUUAUAGAAAUAACUCCUGUCAUUAUUUAUUGAUAAUUUAAAUCGUUAAAACAAUAUAUACGAGGGCAGAAAGAGAAAAUAAAAAAGUCACUUCUUCUUUAACCGGCGCUACUGUCCUUUGAGAACCAGGCCCUUCUUAACAAUCAACUGCCAAUCCUUUCUGUUCUGAACAUGGUGCCUCCAAUGUCGAACCCAUAGCUGGAUCAAGUCCGCCUCAACUUCUCCAAUCAUCGGAGGCGCAGUCUUGUUCUCCAGGAACUCCAUACAUGGCUCUGCGCGAGUAUUGAUCAGAGGGCAUGUCCCAGCCACCUCAAACGCGCCCCCCGGAUGAAUGCCACCAAAUCUGACUCGCCAUACAUUUGUUGUUAUAGUACAUUUCUCGCAUCCGUAUGCGAUUACAGGACGUAUAAUUGUCUUGUAAAUUGUGAGCUUUGACUUCGUGAGAGUCCUCUAAACUUGAGCGCUCUCGUGACUACCCGAAAAUACUACUCUGUUUCCGGCAGCAACUCUUGUCUUGAUCGGAAGCGAUGUUCUCUGACUUGGAGAUCGGGGUUUUCCUUGAGGUUCUCAUGUACAUAUUCAUGGAUUUUGAGUCCUCUUGCUUCACCUACUCGCUCGAACUCCUCGACCGCUCCCGAAAAAACUGAAGUGGUUCGUGCCAUGAUGUCAACAUCAUUCACAUAGGCGAGGCGCUGUGUGAGCCUAUUGCAAAUAGUUCCUCCAAGUGAAUUGAACAGUGUUGUCGCUAGUGUAUCACCUAACACAAGCCUGUGUUUACAGUAAAAAUUCUAAUCAUUGUCAUUCCAACUAUACACACCAGCUUCUUUGGGACGCCAAACCCCAUCAGGUCCUCAUACAGCUGGUUUCUGAGGAAGUCGAUGAAGAGGUUGUGAAGAUCGACAGAAAGUGAAAAUACAAAUGAACUUUGUCACUAGAAAAGAAAAUUUAAGUUAAGAUAAUUUCAUUUGUGCCGUAAAUCACUGAAGGAGUUCUUUUAAAAAGUGAGGGUUGUAGAAAAAAUCUAUUUUGUAUUAUAAUUAUUUAUAUUUGUUUAAAAAAUUAUUGGGAAGACACUUAGAAUUAUAAAAUCAAAUGUAAAAACAUAGACAGUCAUAGCAACAAGAGUAUUUCAGUAUUAUAUUCCUUAAGACCAAUUCUUGUCUAGUGUUAACCAAAAUAACAACUUUCUUUGGUUACUGAAAGGGUACUAAAUUGUUUUCUCAUUACAAUUUCUUAAUUCUUCAACCUGUUUGUAUACAUGUUCUUAUUUUUAGGUAUGAUAUUUGUUUUUCCUAUAGCAGAAACAUAUUUUUUUCGUUGAACCAACUCUAACAUUAAUAGGAAAACGAUAAACUAUUCCCCCAUAAACUAAUUAUUGUACAGAAAGACUCUACUUCUUUUAGUAAUACAAAUGGUAGUACCUCUAUUGGUAAUGAUUUGCUUGAUAUAGUUACAGCGGCGUAGUUAGGUAUUGGCGAUAGGGGCCCCACAGAACACAUAGGGGUGCAAAAAUGCAAACAAAACACAAAAAGUUGAUGAAUUUAUUACCAAAGUACCUAUAAGAGUACAAAUAACCUCUUUAAUAACAAGUUCUAUGGAAUAAACACGGAGUGAAUGGUAGUAAUCAAAAAGCAGGCGAAAACAACUGUGGUAAAGAAUAUUAAAGACUUAUAUAUUACAUUUGGAGCAUCUAGAAUAUCAACUUCAAAUUCGUCUGUCUUCUCCACUUGUGGUCUGAAAUAUUGGUUUCCAUGGACUGCACAAACAGCUGUUGCAAAGAAAAGACAUAUUUUUAUAUGCUGCAACAAAAAAAAAGUGCUUUAAGCAUGAAAGUCCAAAAAAGGCAUAAACAGGGAUGGAAGACAUCAUAGCGCCAAAUCUGUAGAGACAAGAAAUUGGAGUUAGCUGUUGCUUGCAUGAAAAACGUAUUAAACUUAACCGUGAAGUGACUUUAGAUUGGGAAAAGCGAAAAAUUUUUAACGGGAAUAUUUUUGUGUGUAUGUGUAUGUCUGACUGUUGAAAUGACGACCAGAUCUUGCUAAUAACUUUCAGUUUCUGGCAGAUUCUUAAUUGAAAAACCAAUAUUUAGGUAUAUUGGAAAAUUGUGCAAAAUACUUUGGCCUAAAGUACAUUAAGAUGUGGAUAGUUACGAAUUGUUGAAAGAAAUCGGCAUGAUUGAGAUCAUUGAGAACAUUCAGUCAGCUUCAAAUUUGGAUAUUCUAGAAACUGUACAUGCUUAUCAAGUACAAGAUGCGUAUACAAAUAUCGAGAAAAGUUUGUGGAUUUUUCUCACUAUUCCAGUGAACAUCGGAAGCUACGAACGUAGCUUUAGAAAAUUGGAGCUUGAACUACCUCCGUUCACAAAAAGACCCACUAUGCGUCUAGAAGUCCAGUCACUAGUCGUAUUUCGAGCCUGUUUAGUUGGAGCAGUUGUUUGGUGUGGGUUGAAUGCCAGAUGUCUCUGUCCAUCCCUGCCGAGCCCGCCUUGCGAGUUGAUCGUUGAGAAACGCUAUAGCAACGCUUUUAACCACACCAAGGAUGGGUUCUGGGCCCAUCGGUGAAUUUGCCGAUCUCAAUCUAGCGAAUAAAUCCGCACCCAAACAACCUGGCUCUUGCAACAUUCACUCACCAGAUUCUGUAAGGACUCUACGCACUCCAACACAGGCAUAUAGCACACCUUUUCAGCCGUUUUGGCAUGUAUAGCAACUCUACUGUGUUCCCGUGGCGUCGAUUGAGUAUCGCGCAUCCGCAUUCUAUCACAGCGAAUACCUCGGCCUGGAAGACGGUGGCGUGUUUCCCAAGCGAACUGGACCCCCCUUUUGCUUGUAGGUAAACCUUCCGGGGAGGCAGUACAAUUCGCCAAUUACGUCGUAUAUUCUAGCUACGUUCCUGUAAACUUUUACGAAUACUAAAAAAAUAUUUUUACAUAAUUUUGACAUGUCUCAUUAUUUCCAACUACUACGAAUACAUAGAAUUCACAAUGGAUUUCUUUUAACUAGAAUUGAAUCAUACUGUAUGAUAAAAACAGUAUAACGAUUUUUAUGUAUUUAUUUUUAUAAAUAUAUACAAACAGUUUAGUACCCUUGAAAUUGUUUACUAUUGUGUAAGUACCUGAAUUAAUGAUUUUUGUCAUAUUUUUUUAUGGGAUUGGUAUGUAUGAUAGCAGUUUUUGUUUGCAUAAACAAUCAAAAUAGUAGACAAUAACAUGUAGAUACGUCCAAAAAUUGAAUUUGACUAUGUAAUUACUAUAUUAUUGUUUUAAUGUAAUUUUAGUUUUCUUAUUAGUUAAAAGUUCUAAAAUUGUAUUUAAUGUAUUUGUAUUGGUUUUAAUUGUUGAUAAUAUAUUUUAAAUACAGGAUUAUCAUUGUUUAUCACGACUUCUAAUUUUUCCGUGAAUUCGGUCUCGAGUUUGUUUGUCAACUCAAAAUAUUACAUGCUGUAUCAUUUUCAGGAAAAAUUCAGAUUUUCCUAUAAUAAAAUCGGAAACGAACAAAUUUAUGUAAAACAGAAGUUUGGAAUUCCAGUUUUCAUAAACUAAUAAACUGGAUUUAAUAUGAAUUCGCAGGAUAACAAGUGUCAACCUUAUUAUUGUAAUGAAGUCAAAUACAUUUUAAUUUCUGCCAUUGGGAGACGUUCUAGAUAAAUAACAUGAGAUACAAUCCAAAAAUUAAUUGAUAAUGGUAAUUUUUUUGAGUACCAAUCUCCUAUAACCUUGACCUUUGAAUAUGUCAUUUCUAGGCCCAUUCUGAGCAUGUCUAUAUAUAUUUAUAUAGGGUGUUCAUGCCUCCUUCACAUUUGUUUUUUAUAACUUUUUUUUACUAUGCUCUUGCUUUUAUAACUUCAGCAUACUGUUUCCAUCCGUCAAGCAGGUACGAAACUAACCUAACCUAUUUUUUAGAGUAAAACUGUCCAGUCGUUAGGAUCCAUUAGGGUACUUAUUUUUUUCUUAUUUCUCUUGCAGUGUCUCAUCGCGAGCGCGCCUCCAUUUUCACAUAUUUAUUAUUAACAUUUUACCCCCUACCACAUAUCACAGCUGGAAUUUAUGGAACCGUUAGUGAUAUUCAUAGUGAACACACUGUUUACACCACCACUCACAAUUAAACUGUCUGACGCGCGUUUCGAUAACAAAGUUAUCGUCUUCAGAGACUGAAGGUAUACGCGCGUCAGACAGUGUAAUUGUGAGUGUUGGUAUAAACAGUGUGUUCAAUACAUAUCAUAGGAGAGUUGUACCCUAAAAGACGGAAUUCUCAAAAUUUCUUCGAUAGAACAAAUAGUAACUAUUAUUUACUCAGGUUCUACGGAAAUAUAGCUUUUAAAGCAAAUUAUAUACAGUAGGUUUUCCACAACAAAGUUAUUUAAACCAGUCUUAUAAUUUUUUUAUAAAAUAUAAAUGAUUACUCAUUACAAUAAUAUGUAGUGUUAUAAUUUUUAUGAAAUAAUUUUCCAUUGAUCAAAUAAAAAAUACUAUCAUACUUAAAUGGAACGAAAUAUCGAUUAUCAUUCAUUCGAUAACCGAAUUAUAUAUUUUAUAUUAGAUGAAAUUAACGGAAAACUAAAGUUUUGUAAUAUUAUUUUUUCAUUUUAACGUUUGACUAUAUUUUUGACUUUUGCACAUAACAUAAGAAAAUUUAGUAAAGCUAAUCGAAAUAUGUUACCUAAAAAUAUUUUUUUUUAUUUACUUUGGACCUUUUUUAAUAUAUAAUAUUCCUCAACGAGCUUGAUCGUUUUUUUUUUCUUAAUUUCUUCUUUUCUUUUUGUACACACUAAGCUACUCAUUUGAAACUACUUACUAACGUUAAUCACCUAUUAGUUUUCGUUGAGUCACUACCAAUUUUAUUCAAUAUGCCAAUAUAAGUUCCAUUGAAUAAUAGUGGUAGUGACUCAACGGCACUAGUUAGUGAUUAACGCCAGUAACUAGUUUCAAAGAAGUAGCUCCGUGUGUAGUAGGCCUUACCGAAAUCGCAAUAAUUAUGAAAACAUACCCACUUAACGGAAAUAAUUUGAAGAUGAAAUAAUUUUAUUUUUUGUAAUUAUCCUGCAUUUUCUGCCUUGGGGCCAUUAUAAAGAGAAGGGUAGGUUUGUUAUUCGUUCAUUGGUAAGAAGUGAUCCGAUUCCUUGGUCUAAUCUACCCACUCCUCACAACGGAUCACCCCUUUCUCUUGGUUGAUUCCAAGGCCUCAAUCUCCCUACUCCUCAGAAUUACAUCGAGGAAAUGAGGAGUUGAAAUAAAAAAAUAGAAAAUAAAAAUAAUAUGCUUACCAACUAGAACACUGUUGACACUAACACAAUCACUGCUGGUCAUGAGUUAGCUCAAGGGAGAAGGCAGAUUGUAGCCUUGGAAUCAACCAAAAAAGAGUGAUUCGUUGCAUGGUGUAGGCAGAUUGAGACCAUGGAAUCGGAUCACUUACCAAUAAACGAAUAACCACCCUGUUCAACCCGUGAACCUAGUUCUUUUGUUCAUAUAUAUACCGGUAACUUUAACAGGUUACCAUAUGUAUCAUAAGUUGGUAAUCAGUUUAAAAUGAAUGUGCGAAAUUUAUAAAAUAUAUUUAUUGAAUUGAAUUUCACUGAAGACACCAUUUUGAUAUUGUGUGGUUUGUUUUAAAAGGCAAUUUGAAUGUUAAAGUUCCUUUAGUGCAAAACAUUUGUCAUCUUCAAUAUUUGAAAUAUCUUGCAUUAAGGGUGUCUAGUAUUUUUAUAAUGUGAUACAUUUUAUAUGUUAGAGGUUUUAUUUCUGUUUUAUUUUUAGAAACCAUGAUAUUUAUAUAAUCAUAUAAUUAAAACUAUUUAGUCUUGUAGCUAAGAUUAUAUCAUUAGACAAGAAAUUUGUCUACAUCACAGUUUUCACAUUCCACGUGUUAUCCUGAGUUCCCGCAAAUAUGUCUGUAGAAAAUUUCACACACCAUGUGCUUGCUUUUGUCAAAUUUCAUAAAUUCUUCAACAGUAGAAGUAUAUUGACAAUAAUAUUCAUCUAAGUUAGUCUUCAAUAAUAAAUUUCGUUGUUGAGUAUUGUAUUGUUGUAUAUUGAGUAAUCUCUAACGGAACAUAGACAAAGCUGUAACAUAGUUUUGAGCAUAUAUGUAGUACUUCUAUAUGGACAGUUUUAUAUAAGUGGAAACUAUUCCGAUUAAGGAAGAUAGAAUGGCAACGAUUUCUCUAUCAUCCGAGGCUCCAGCUCGGUUCUGCGGAUUAUCAAGCAUGCGCGGUAUAGAUAAAGUGUCCCGAACGAGAGAGAAAAUGAAUAUUUUCAGCACCGUAACGUAGGGACGUUUUUUCCCAUACUAACUGUCCAUAUGGUUUUGAGACACGCCAACCUAACCAUCAAGUAAAGUAAAGAAUUUGACAAAACAGUAUUACGAUAAGUGUGUGAAGUUUCUUUUAUAUAUAUUGCUUAAUCAAAUCGUGUAUUGUUUUAAUAAUAUUAUUUCUUAUUGAGAAUAUUUUAGCCAUAUAAUGUUUUAUCGCUGGACAGAUAAAAUUUUUGUAUCUAGAUAAAUUUGGUUUUAUUGUAAAACCUCGAAUAAAUCACAUUUUAA